GUAUCGCGGAGGGUGCUUACCGGGCUUAGCACCCAAAGCCCCCCGCCCGGUAGAGUCGUCAGCCGAGCCGAUACCGUCGUCAGUCUCGUCAAUCUGGUCGAACAGGACCGGGACAUCUUCUCCCCAAAGCCGUACUGGAAGGAGUUCAGAUUUGACCUGACCCAGGUGCCCACGGGCGAGUCGGUGACAGCCGCCGAGUUUCGCAUCUACAAGGCGCGGGGUGUCACCCGCCACGCCAACAACACCCUCCAUGUCAGCAUCUACGAGAUUGCUGCCGAGCACUCCAACAGGGAGUCUGACCUUUUCCUGCUGGAUGUCCAGGACCUGCGUGCCGGGACCGAAGGCUGGCUGGUGUUUGACGUCACGGCCGCCAGCAACCACUGGUUAGUGGAUCAGAAAUACAACCUGGGGCUGCGACUCUACGUAGAGACAGAUGAUGGGCACAGCGUCGACCCGGGCUCGGCAGGUCUGCUGGGGCGCCGGGGUCCCCGCUCCAAGCAGCCCUUCAUGGUGACAUUUUUCCGGGCGAGUCCCAGCCCCGCGCGUGUAACACGGGCGGCCAAGCCCCCGAGGAGGCGGCAGCCCAAGAAGACGAACGACCUCCCGCAUCCAAACAAGCUGCCGGGAAUUUUUGACGAUGUCCAUGCCACGGACGGGCGGCAGGUCUGCCGGCGCCACGAGCUCUAUGUCAGCUUUCAGGACCUUGGUUGGCUGGACUGGGUGAUCGCCCCACAGGGGUACUCAGCCUACUACUGCGAGGGGGAAUGUGCCUUCCCCCUGGACUCCUGCAUGAAUGCCACCAACCACGCCAUCCUGCAGUCCUUGGUCCACCUGAUGAAGCCCGAAGCCGUCCCCAAGGCGUGCUGUGCCCCCACGAAGCUCAGUGCCACCUCCGUCCUCUACUACGACAGCAACAACAACGUCAUCCUCAAGAAACACCGCAACAUGGUGGUGAAAUCCUGCGGCUGCCACUGA
This is a messenger RNA of Haliaeetus leucocephalus (bald eagle), 975 nucleotides long. RefSeq names its product bone morphogenetic protein 8A-like. The record is from RefSeq and is a predicted model, not a curated record. Gene Ontology annotation, biological process: SMAD protein signal transduction. The transcript is spliced from 7 exons. Lineage: Eukaryota; Metazoa; Chordata; Aves; Accipitriformes; Accipitridae. Gene Ontology annotation, molecular function: cytokine activity; growth factor activity. The annotation marks the transcript as partial. Gene Ontology annotation, cellular component: extracellular region.